AUGCCUGAUAAUAUUUCUCUGGAUUUGCAAAUUUUUGCCCUUCAGGAAAACUCUCUAUCCAUGUAUAAGGACAUAGGUCCAACCAAAGUACCACUUGUUAAUUUGUAUUUACUGAUAAACUUAUAUAUUUAUUCCUGUGUUUGUUCAACCAAAAAAACACAGACCCAAAUUCAGAGUAUUGCCAGAGGUGCUGUUCUCCAAAAGGAUGCCGUGACAGUGAUGGUGCUCAAUGCAAUAGACCCAUUUGUAUACACGCCAUCAGAACACGGAGUAAAAGAAAUGUUUCAUGCUACAGUUCAUGCUACAGUGGCUACUGUGAAUGAGUAUUUCCAUGUGAAAGUUUUCAACAUCAACCUGAAAGAGAAGUUCACAAAAAAGAAUGUCAUAAUAAUCUCCAAUUACUUCAAGUUCAAAGGAAUCCUAGAGAUAAAUGAGGCUUCCUCUGUGUUUGAAGCUGGUCCUGACCAGAAGAUUGAAGUCUUCAACAGUCUUAUCAGAAAAGCAAGUAAACCUCCCCAGAUUUCUGAUUUUCACAAGUAUGGCCCUGGAGCAGUGAUUUAUGGGUUGUUUACAUUACAUAAGAAAAAAGUGAACCCAAAGAACACAAUCUAUGAAAUAAAGGAUGAUGAUAAAAAUAAUAUAGAAGUUCUAGGGAAUGGAAAAUGGUAUAAUAUCAACUGUGAGGAAGGAGAUAAAUUUCGACUCUUCUGCUUUCAACUGAAAACAAUUGACAAGCAACUGAAGUUGGUGUGUGGUGAUCACAGUUUCAUUAAGGUCACCAAGGCUGGGAAAAAAAAGAACACCCACUGAGCAUUCAAGCCCAAAAGAUGAAGUAAAAAAUGGCUACCCACAAGGUCAAUCAAAUACUUUUAACAGUGGCGCUUUUAAAGUAGAGACACAAAGCAACUGGGAAUAAACAGCGGC
This is a messenger RNA of Peromyscus maniculatus bairdii (prairie deer mouse), 924 nucleotides long. NCBI's taxonomy places the organism in Eukaryota, Metazoa, Chordata, Mammalia, Rodentia, Cricetidae. The record is from RefSeq and is a predicted model, not a curated record.